AUGGCCAAAAGUAUAAGAAGCAAAUGGAAGAGAAAAAUGAGGGCAGAAAAGAGGAAGAAGAAUGCCCCAAAGGAACUUGCCCGCUUAAAAAAUGUUGUGGCAAAAGCAAACACUGAUGUGCUGAUGGAUGACAUGAAAGAAAUAGCAACUGUUGUAACUUCUAAAAACUUGAAAGAUGAAAAUAAAAUGGACGCCGAUGCAAUGGAAGGUAGAAAACAAGGUGCCUCCCAAAUGAAAAUGGACACCGAUGUAAAACGUAACAAGAAGAGCCUUCUAGACCAGCACGGUCAAUAUCCUGUAUGGAUGAAUUCGAGACAAAAAAAGAAGCUUAAGGCAGAACGUAGUAAAAAGAAAGGAAAGUCAAAACGCCCAAAAGGACUGGCAUGGUAG
This is a messenger RNA of Staurois parvus, 390 nucleotides long. NCBI's taxonomy places the organism in Eukaryota, Metazoa, Chordata, Amphibia, Anura, Ranidae. The record is from the annotation of a GenBank genome assembly.